UGUCAAACAGGUUUGUCUUCACUUUUCGGAUACAUACUACUCAGCAGGAACAGCACGGUGUGUUCGUGGACCUUACGAAAGGAAAGAAAGAAAGACUCAUGAGGUUUACACGCGUGUUAAAGACACCCAAAUGUCAAGAAGCUGAGGUGUCCCCUCUGCAAAAAAUGGAAUGGAGCCUAUCUUAAGAAAACAGAUUAACAGAGGCACAAACACAGGAUAACUCUGCAGAAACAAGGACGUUUAUUUCAACAGAUAGGACUUCUAGUUUUAUAAAAAAAAAUGCCUUCAGGGACUAUCCAACACCUUCCAAGACAACCAGCGAGGACUGUUAUGACUGCAACACCCCCACGCCUACGCCAAAAGGGUCCAGUGGGUCCAGACUUCCUCCGGCAGUUCCCGACCGCAGACGGCAGACCGAAGCAGAGCGCGGUGGAGCGGCUGGAAGCAGACAAGGCCAAAUAUGUGAAAAGUCAGGUAGCUCUUUCCAAACAGCAGCCUGUGAGGCCUCCUGAUGUUCGGAAACCCCUGCUGAACCCUAGUACAGCUCUGCGGCCCACAAGGAAGACCCCGACCCCAACCAAAGCAAAGCAGGAGGGAGUCCAGCUUGACUUGGAGCACCUGAGUAACCUCAUCAGUGGUGUGAACGAUGGACCGCAAUCUGGUGUAAAAGCAGAGGAUAGACCCGAUGGCGCAGAAAGCUCACCUCAGCAGACCCCUGCAGGGACACCUCAGAAAAAGGAGAGACCGACUCCCCCUCCCCGUCCUAAUUGGUCCAGUCCAGCUAAAGUGAGAUUAAAAGCUUCUGGUCCUGCAAGAGUAGAGAGUCCUGUUUCUACAGGGUCUCCUGCUGCAGGGACGGUACGCAGAGUGGACGUCAUGCCUCAGGCCGGCCCUGCGAGGACGCCCUGCAGGCCACCUCAGUUCAUCCGACAACCCCUUCAGCCUUUACACUCCCAGUCUCCGCUCCGCCCGGUUGCCUCUCAUCUGCGCGUCUUCCCCCCUAGAACAACAACUACAAGUCCGCUGAAACCUGUCGUUGCUCUGCCGAAACCUGAAAACCCUGCUUCCUCUCCAGAUGGAACCCCCGUCCUUUCUCCGCAUCUUCUUAACUUCCCUGUGUUUCCUCCUACGUCCCCUGCAAUCACCCGUCUGUCCUCCUCCAGCUCCAGAAAACGCCGCUCCCUGACCCGGUCUAAAUCGGACAUGAGCGAUCGCUUCUCCCGGGCCGGCACAGAGCUGGAGCGCUUCUUCAACCUGUGUGGCCUGGACCCCGCAGACCUGCAGGAGUGGACUGGAUCUAGUUCCGAUAUUGUGUCGCUCGCACGUUUCCGCAGCGUAAGCGCUCCAGGGUCCGAGGUUGCAGGCUCGGGCAGAGAGGAGGAAGACGAGGAGGAGGAUGAGGAGGAUGUUAAGAAUGCUGCUGGUCGCGUGCCUUAUGGUGUUUCUGUUAUUGAGAGAAAUGCCCGAGUGAUAAAGUGGCUGUACGGACUCCGACAUGCAAAGGACAACGCAAACAAGAGCACAGAUUUAUAGGACGUGUUUUCAAAGUCUGAAAUAAGCUCGAAAACAAAAGCAAAAAGUUCAAUGUGUCAGAAUUUCAUAACAUACACUGAUGUGAGCGUGUGAUUGAGCUGGAAGUAAAUGAGGUGUUUGAUGUGAUUUCUAUAGAGAUGGAUGCAACCUUCUUCCUAAUUCCUUGUUUUGAUUAGUGUUUUUUUUUUCCUUUUUGAAAACUGGAAAUUUGAGUAAAUGUGUUUUUAUUUUAAAGACGUGUUUCUUAUUACUUUGUGAAAGUCAGAUUUUGUUGUUAAUGAUUUUUCUCUUUGGGGUUGUGUGUGUCAUAAUGAGGAUGUUGAAGUGUCAUGUCUGACCGCAAUCCUGCUGUGAAAGAACGCCAUUAAAGAUUGAAUGAUGCAAGCA
Labrus bergylta (ballan wrasse) is the source of this 1920-nucleotide messenger RNA. RefSeq names its product family with sequence similarity 110 member A (gene fam110a). Lineage: Eukaryota; Metazoa; Chordata; Actinopteri; Labriformes; Labridae. The record is from RefSeq and is a predicted model, not a curated record.